This is a messenger RNA of Chenopodium quinoa (quinoa), 2606 nucleotides long. Its product is annotated as protein SCAI-like. NCBI's taxonomy places the organism in Eukaryota, Viridiplantae, Streptophyta, Magnoliopsida, Caryophyllales, Amaranthaceae. Gene Ontology annotation, molecular function: transcription corepressor activity. Gene Ontology annotation, cellular component: nucleus. The coding region runs from base 179 to 2008 and encodes 609 amino acids. Gene Ontology annotation, biological process: DNA-templated transcription. The record is from RefSeq and is a predicted model, not a curated record. The transcript is spliced from 10 exons.
AUUAGGGUCAUCACUUUACCAAAUUACUGCUACAAACAACAAUUAUUAACCCCAAUUCAAGAAUAAACAAUUACAGUACCCAUUUUCAGGCUUCUUCUUCCCCGGUCUCUCAGACCCUUUUCUGGGUGGUCAAUAUAGCCUGAAGAAGAGAGAGAAAGAAGAGAAUUUUACUCUAAAAAUGGCGCAGCAAAAUAGUGGGAUACCCACGAUUGAAAUCUACUGGUCUUUGGUUGAUAAGGCUGAUAAGAAAUUUGCUAAGAUCAGGGACUUGCCCCUUUAUGAGCGCAACAGGUUUGACACUUAUUUUUGCAAAGUAUUCAAAGUAUAUACAGAGUUAUGGAAAUUUCAACAAGCAAAUCGGCAGAAGCUGGUAGAUGGUGGGCUAAAGAGAUGGGAGAUUGGUGAGAUUGCAUCUCGGAUUGGUCAGCUUUAUUUUGGACAGUAUACACGCACAAGUGACGCAAGCUAUUUGUCAGAAUCAUAUGUAUUCUACGAAGCUCUACUGACAAGGGAGUAUUUCAAGGAGGGCAUGUUUCAAGACAUUAAUCUUGCAAAUAAACAAUUGAGAUUUAUUGCAAGAUUCAUUACAGUAUGUCUAGUGCUUAACCGUCGACAUAUGGUUCAUCAGUUGGUUAAUCACUUAAAGAUUUUGCUUGAUGAAUGCAAACGGGCUUUUAAGGAAGCUAACUUCAGAGAAUGGAAGGUGGUGGUCCAAGAAGUAGCUAAAUUUCUAAAAGCUGACACCAAUUUUAUGAACAUCAGGCCUUUGAGAUACAGUCUUGUUCUUGAUCCUCAUCCAGACACUCUACCACAUGUUUCCUCAUAUAACCCUAAGAGAAAUCUGAAAUUACGGGAUGCAGUACUAAGUAGCUACCAUCCUAAUGAGGUUAAAUAUUCAGAGCUUACCCUUGACACGUACAGAAUGCUCCAGAGUCUAGAAUGGGAACCUUCUGGUGCAUUUUACCAUUCAGGAAGUGGUGCAGGUCAAGAUGGAACAACAAAAAAUAGUGGCAGUAACCACACACAAGAUAUUACUGAUCCAACCCUGCCUCGCAAUCCACGGAAAGCUGUCCUUUAUCGGCCUUCAGUUACACAUUUCAUUGCGAUUCUGGCAACAGCUUGCGAUGAGCUUCCUGCUGAUGGUGUUCUCUUCAUCUAUCUAUCAGGAAAAAGUGGGUCAAUUUUCUCACCUUCUUCUGGUGCGGGCAGUCGUCUUGGUCCUGAGAGCAGUGUCAAGAUUCUUCUCCAAUCUCAGACCGCCUUGCAUGCAACUUCCAUGACUGAUGGUCACAGCCCUUUAUGCGGCCAAAGUGAAGAAGCUUUAUCAAAUAGCCCCCUAGACUGCAUACAUAUUGGGUGCCGUGGAAAUGAAGGUUCCAGUUACAUUUACCCUUCAGACUUGCUUCCAUUUACAAGAAGGCCUCUCUUCAUUGUCAUUGACAGUGAGAGCAGUGGGUCAGUCAAGAUUAUAAGUGGAUCAGAAAAAGGAGAAUCAGCUGCUAUGCUUUUGUCUCCAAAGUCUUCACCCUCUACUUCCACUGGUGAAUGGUCUCGGCAUUUAAAUGGGAGCCUGUUUACCAUCUUUCUCACAGCUCCCAUCCAAGCUUUCUGCCUCCUGCUGGGAUCUUCUGGGUCUGAUAUUCAAACGGAUCUGUAUGAUACUGCUGACAAGCUUCUUUCUUCUUCUCUAAAUGACUGGGGGUUGACUUUAGCUACAUCAGGUUCUCUUGAUCCUGUUUGGUCCCAAGUUUUCUGCGAUCCAUUCCUCAGGCGACUCCUACUUAGAUUCAUAUUUUGCCGUGCCGUGCUUGCCCUCUAUGCUCCUUCACAUGAGAAGGGUGAAUUCAUUCCCCAGUGCCUGCCUUCUCUCCCUGAAUUUGUUCAUCCCUCAUCACAUGCAAUUCAAUCUACAAUUCUGCAAAUUGCAAAUGUGUUUGAUGCCAGAAGCAGUUUCAUCUUUUCUGAGGAUUUAAUACCUCAAGAAAACAGUCACAUUUCUCAAGAAUAAGGUAAUUAUGAAGCACUUUAAACUGCUCAUCUAGGUUAUAACAUGGUAACUAGAGCACCAUUCUUUAUGCUUAAGAUGCUGACAUCUUCUGCAACUGUCUCCUCUUGUCUGUCAUUACAAUUUAUGAAGCACUUCUUUUGGCCUUUGUCUUCUGUUCUGUUUCGUUCUGGUUUUGUCUAAGGUCAGAAUCGAGCCUUCUAUGUCAAGGACAAUGUUUGGUAAAUAAUAGGUCCAGAAUGGAUCGCCACAAUUCCCUUAGGAUGAUAAUUUGCUGCCCAAGGGGUCGAACUCAGGGAAUGACUCUAAACCAGUCUCAUACACUCAUUUGUACUUAGCUUGACAACCAGGUUAUUGCUUCAUUUAGCUCCUACUUAAAAUUCGUGUUGGCCGUUGGCAACUUUCAAAGUUCUAGUGCUUCGGUUUUAGGUAUUGAAAUGUAAAGCCUCAUUUUUUUAACAGUAUUGAUGAAUCUGCUCUUCUUUUUUUUUUUUCCUCCAAAACUUCUAUAUUUUUAGUCGCUUUAUUCAAAAUGUAUAUACUCCGUAUAAAUGAUUUUUUAUGGCGUGGUUUUCUUAAUGAUCUUCAUGAUAUUCUGGUA